AAACAGGACAUAUAUAUAAAAUAGAAUUGGAUUUGGUUGGAAGGAACCGGCCGCCUAAAAUUGAAUUGCAUGCAAUGACGCCGAUUAUCAAAGACCUCCAGCUAACGGAGGUCGAUAGCGGCGGCGGCGGCUUUCGUGAUUCUUCGGCGAUCGAUAUAGGCGGUAACCUCGAGGACGUUAGACUUUUAGAUUCUUAUGAUCACGAUGAUAAUAAUGAUAGGAAAAUUAGUAAUAAUAAUAUUGUUAAGAAAAAUGAUCAAGAAGGCGUGACCAGGGUUCAGGUGGGUAUCACGGGGAUGACGUGUGCAGCGUGUUCUAAUUCCGUUGAAGGUGCACUUAUGUCGUUAAACGGCGUCGUUAGUGCUUCUGUUGCUUUGUUGCAGAAUAAAGCUGACAUUGUCUUUUUUCCUAAUUUGGUUAAGGAAGGCGAUAUUAAGAAUGCAAUAGAAGAUGCAGGAUUUGAGGCAGAGAUUCUACAAGAUCAGGGUGCUCCAAAGGCAAAAUCACAUGGAACUCUAGUAGGGCAGUUUAUAAUUGGAGGCAUGACAUGUGCAGCUUGCGUUAAUUCUGUUGAAGGUAUUUUACGAAAGCUUCCUGGUGUUAAAAGAGCUAUGGUUGCUCUCGCUACUUCACUAGGUGAAGUGGAGUAUGAUCCUUCUAUAACCACCAAGGAAGAAAUCAUCACUGCAGUCGAAGAUGCCGGUUUCGAGGCUUCUCUUGCACAAAGCACUGGACAGGAUAGGAUCACGCUAGGUGUAACUGGAAUAUUCAAUGACUUGGAUGUACAUAUGUUAAAUGAAAUACUAUGCAACUUGAAAGGAGUGAGACAGUUCGGUUUUAACAAGACAUCAAGUGACUUGGAUGUCCUCUUUGAUACUGAGAUCCUUAGUCCCAGAUCAUUAGUUGAUGCUAUAAAUGAAGAAAGCUGUGGGAAUUUUGAAGUCCAUGUAAAGAACCCUUACAUGAGAAUGGUUUCUAAAAACCUAGAAGAAUCCUCACAUAUGUGGCACCAAUUUAUGUUCAGUUUGUCUCUUGGUAUUCCUAUCUAUGCAAUGCGUUUCAUCUGUCCACAUAUCCCUUUUCUCAAUUCCAUAUUACUCUCCUGGUUUGGACCAUUUCAAUUUGGGGAUUGGUUGCGUGUGAUAUUAGUCAGCAUCGUUCAGUUUGUUAUUGGGAAGCGUUUUUAUCUUGCAGCUUUUCGAGCAAUCCGUAAUGGCACCACAAACAUGGAUGUUUUGGUGGCACUGGGAACUUCAGCUGCAUACUUCUAUUCUGUUUAUGCACUUUUGUAUGGUGCAAUUACUGGGUUUUGGUCUCGAAAAUAUUUUGAAACAAGUCCCAUGUUAAUAACGUUUGUAUUGUUCGGGAAAUACCUGGAAAGUGUCGCAAAAGGGAAAACGUCAGAUGCUAUAAAGAAAUUGGUGGAGCUUACUCCUUCAACGGCUUUACUGCUUAUUCAAGACAAAGGCGGUGAUGUUAUUGGUGAAAGGGAAAUUGAUGCAUUACUUAUUCAACCGGGUGAUGUAUUAAAAAUUGUUCCCGGUUCGAAGGUUCCAGUUGAUGGUUUUGUUGUAUCAGGUUCAAGUUAUGUGAAUGAAAGUAUGGUUACUGGUGAAUCAGCACCUGUUUUGAAGGAGACUAAUGCAUUAGUGAUUGGAGGCACAAUUAACUUACAUGGAUCCCUACAUGUUCAAGCUACUAAAAUAGGUUCCGACACAGUUUUGAGCCAGAUUAUUUCUUUGGUUGAGACAGCACAAAUGUCAAAAGCUCCUAUCCAGAAGUUCGCUGACUUUGUUGCCAGCAUUUUCGUCCCUACAGUUGUUGCUUUGUCAAUGACAACAUUCAUCUUAUGGUUUAUUAGUGGAGUUCUUGGAGCUUACCCAGAAGACUGGCUACCUCAAAAUGGCAACUACUUUGAUUUUGCACUUAUGUUUUCUAUUUCAGUGGUGGUUGUUGCAUGUCCAUGUGCACUUGGUCUAGCCACGCCAACCGCUGUCAUGGUUGCAACUGGAGUUGGAGCCAAUAAUGGUGUUCUGAUUAAAGGAGGAGAUGCAUUAGAGAGGGCUCAGAAGAUUCGUUAUGUGAUAUUUGAUAAAACCGGGACUCUUACCCAGAACAAAGCUGCAGUUACCACUGUCAAAGUGUUCACAGAAAUGGACCGAGGAGAGUUUCUGACAUUGGUCGCAUCUGCUGAGGCUAAUAGUGAACAUCCCAUAUCAAAAGCAAUACUUGAAUAUGCUCUCCAUUUCCAUUUCUUUGAGGAUCCAAAUGUAGCCACAAAUUCUAAAAAACAGAGCAACGAUGCAACAAAGACUACAUGGCUUUUUGAUGCGUUGGAUUUCUGUGCUAUUCCUGGAAGAGGCAUUCAGUGUUGCAUCAAUGAGAAGCAGAUUUUGGUUGGAAACAGAAGUUUGUUGGCUGAGAAAGGGGUUAACAUUCCAACCAAUGUUGAAACUUUUGUGGUGGAUCUAGAAGAGAAUGCAAAGACUGGGAUAUUGGUGGCAUAUGAUUCUGAACUCAUUGGGGUUCUGGGAGUUGCAGAUCCUUUAAAGAGAGAAGCAGCUAUUGUAGUAGAAGGCCUUUUCAAAAUGGGUGUGCGGUCCAUCAUGGUUACUGGAGACAAUUGGCGUACUGCUAAAGCAGUUGCGAAAGAGGCAGGAAUUCAAGACGUGAGGGCAGAGGUGAUGCCAGCUGGAAAAGCUGAAGUUAUCCGUUCCUUCCAGAAAGAUGGAAGUACAGUUGCUAUGGUUGGUGAUGGCAUCAACGACUCCCCUGCCUUGGCGGCAGCAGAUGUCGGCAUGGCUAUUGGGGCAGGAACAGAUAUUGCAAUAGAAGCUGCCGACUAUGUUCUUAUGAAAAACAACUUAGAAGAUGUAAUCACAGCCAUUGAUCUUUCAAGAAAAACCUUUGCCCGUAUCCGUUUAAAUUACGUUUUUGCCAUGGCUUACAACAUUGUGGCGAUUCCUCUAGCAGGUGGAAUUCUAUUCCCAUGGUUAAAAGUGAAAUUGCCUCCAUGGGUUGCUGGUGCAUGUAUGGCACUCUCAUCUGUAUGUGUAGUUUGCUCUUCUUUGCUUCUGAGACGGUAUAGAAAACCCAGACUCACUACUAUAUUGGAAAUAACCCUAGAGUGAACUAUUAGCAGAAGCAUGAAGAGAUUGUGUUAUAUUGUUCGAAGUUCUGCUAGGCUUACUAGUUGUAGUCUUGUUGUGCAUGUAUAUAUACCUCCUUAAUGUAAGUCAAUCUGUUUCUAAGUUGACCAAGAAGAUUUGAUCGGCAGGAUUAGGCGAAUGUUUUCAUGUGUUGUCUUCGAUUUAGUUCUAUUAAAAUUAUUUUUGUAAUGAGAAGGAAGUUUUUAUUUAUUUUCCUCUUCUUUUUUGUUGAUU
Erigeron canadensis is the source of this 3383-nucleotide messenger RNA. Its product is annotated as copper-transporting ATPase RAN1-like. The record is from RefSeq and is a predicted model, not a curated record. Gene Ontology annotation, cellular component: membrane. Gene Ontology annotation, molecular function: ATPase-coupled monoatomic cation transmembrane transporter activity; ATP binding; ATP hydrolysis activity. Bases 75 to 3131 code for a protein of 1018 amino acids. NCBI's taxonomy places the organism in Eukaryota, Viridiplantae, Streptophyta, Magnoliopsida, Asterales, Asteraceae. The transcript is spliced from 9 exons. Gene Ontology annotation, biological process: monoatomic cation transport.